AUGGGCUUCGCACUGGCUCCUGAUCUCGGCGGCGCCGCCCUCUCCAUCCCGGCCACGGUCAUCCUCGUACUCCUCCGCGGCUGGAUCAACCUCACGACGUUCGUGAGGACCCGUUCGACCACAACACAGAUGCCGACCAAGCACGUGUUUCUCCACAAAGCGCGCCCCCCGACCGACGCCCCUGAUACAGGACGUGACACCAAAGUCCAACAAAUUCAACAAAAAGACCUUGAGUGA
Messenger RNA from Purpureocillium takamizusanense, 237 nucleotides. RefSeq lists its product as uncharacterized. NCBI's taxonomy places the organism in Eukaryota, Fungi, Ascomycota, Sordariomycetes, Hypocreales, Ophiocordycipitaceae. The coding region runs from base 1 to 237 and encodes 78 amino acids. The transcript has a single exon. The record is from RefSeq and is a predicted model, not a curated record.